Molecule: messenger RNA, 219 nt
Organism: Morchella importuna
Lineage: Eukaryota; Fungi; Ascomycota; Pezizomycetes; Pezizales; Morchellaceae
Exons: 2
Coding region: 1-219 (72 amino acids)
Source: RefSeq, a predicted model, not a curated record
AUGGGCUGCCUCGGGCAGCUCGGAAAUAUGGCCCAGUCUCCCCGAUUUGAAUACUGGGAAACCUUCCUAGGCCCGAGGAUUUCAUUUUCGCCAAAUAAGACAAGUCUAGCUCGGGCUUGUGACAGCUUGACAUCCGGCCCACGACGCUCGGUACAGCUGGUAGUCCAUUCCCCCUUGCUGCAUGCUCAGUGCACUGUAUUUGGGGUCAGGAGUCCAUAA